This is a messenger RNA of Danio aesculapii, 3918 nucleotides long. It is a transcript of the gene lemd3, whose product is annotated as LEM domain containing 3. The transcript has 13 exons. Gene Ontology annotation, molecular function: chromatin DNA binding. Bases 22 to 2559 code for a protein of 845 amino acids. The record is from RefSeq and is a predicted model, not a curated record. Gene Ontology annotation, cellular component: nuclear inner membrane. Lineage: Eukaryota; Metazoa; Chordata; Actinopteri; Cypriniformes; Danionidae. Gene Ontology annotation, biological process: negative regulation of BMP signaling pathway; nuclear envelope organization.
GUGUGCGUUUUUCGUGCAAAGAUGGCGUCUGCACAGUUAACGGAUGAGGAGCUUGUGUCUGAAUUGAAACGGCUCGGCUUUACCCCGGGCCCGGUGACGGAGAGCACGCGGCCCGUGUACUUGAAGAAGCUGAAAAAGCUGCGUGAAGAGCAGCCACAGCCGCGGGGCUCCCGGAGCGGAAAAGGGCGCAGCAGCAGCGGGACUAUCAACAACAACGGCAGCAGCAGCGGCGCUAGCAGCAACAGCAGCUCGGCGGCGCGAGCUCCGGGAUUCAGCGCCAGGCCACCGGCCAGUGACGUCACGCGCCUGAGCGCCAGCCGGAGCGAAAAGCGCAAAGCCGGAAAGUUCGUGCUGGGCUUCAGCUCGGACGAGUCGGACGUGGAGGCGCCACAGAAGAAAGGAGGCCCGAAUCACGGUGGUAGCAGAAGAGACCGGGGAUCCGCGCAGCAGACACCCACCAUCAGGCCUGCGGGAACACCCGCCGCCGCCUCCUUCGGGCUAUCCGCGGACAGGAAAAGCGUUUCUAGCUCUCCGUGGUGGGCAGACCGGGGGAAAGCGGGCGAUUUAGAGGAAACGGAAAGAGACAGUCGGGCUGUGAACGGGAAUAAGGCUUUUUACGAGUCGAACAGCAGUAAGUUAGCCAGGGAUUACUCUGAUUCAGACGAGGAGGAGGAAGAGGUGGGUGAACGAGAGCGUCCCCGAGAACGCCGUCUGACUUCCAGACACAGUCCACCAGCCUCUUCUUCCCCUUACCGGAGCGCCUGGAGCUCGGAGAAGACGGCGCUUGGUGCGCAUGAUACACCCGACUACAGUCUAGAUAUGGUCGGGGAACGUAGGGACGAGGAUGACAAGGAACAUAGGGAGUUUAGCGGAAGCUACGUGAGCCGCAGCUACCCAAAACUGUCCGGGACGGGCAGGGAUGACAACAGCGGCGGGAGCGGCAUCCCGUCCGGUUCUUUUCAUAGGAAUCACCUCGACAAUGGAGACGGCGAAUCCGCUUGCAGUAGCAGCAGCAGCCGGUUCAGCAUCGGUCUCAGACCGCGCUUUCCUUCCUACACCGCGACUUACCGAGCGAACCACUCGAACCACACCGGUUCCAACCACUCCUACAGCCAUGCUUCAGCCCUCAAGCCCAAGCAGCACACCACGGUCCCGGAGGACGAGCUCCUGCAGCAGUUUAAACGGGAGGAGGUGUCCUCUACCGGUGGAUUCAGCGCCCACUACCUGUCCAUGUUCCUCCUGACAGCCGCCUGCCUGUUCUUCGUGCUGCUGGGCCUCAUGUACCUGAGGAUGAGGGGCUCCAGCACCGCCGAGGGGGAUGCAGUCAUCAUGCAGCACCCAUUUGGAAAUGAGUUUGAUAAGCAGUAUGGCGUUAAAGAUCGAGAACUCAUCCUUAACCUUCUCUUGUCUCUACAUGAGCACCUGGCCAAUGUUGCAGGAGAACAUGAUUGUGGAGACCUUAAAAAUCCUUUAAAUAGAAGUGUCUCGUUCAGUGACGCCUCUACGUACCUCAAGCUCCAAAAUGAAGCCUAUGAAAACUUGAUUGAAACGUCUUUAGAAUGGGUCAUGAAAACCAAAGAUGUUGUUGGAAUAAGGUUGAUUGGUGGUGACCCUGAUCAACCCAUAGAGGACGUAUCUGAAAUCUCUCGUCUGGAGUCCAUCCACCCCCGCAUGUCCUUCUUCUGCCGCUUCAGACGAGCCUUUUUCACUGUGAUCUACAGAGUUCUCCUCAUCCUUGCUGGCAUCGGUGUUGUUGUGGGUUUGGUGUAUUACAUGAAAUACAGAUGGCGUAAAGAAGAGGAGGAAACCAGACAAAUGUAUGACAUGGUGGAGAGAAUCAUCGAUGUUCUGAGAAAUCACAAUGAGGCCUGUCAGGAGAAUAAGGACUUGCAAGCAUACCUUCCCAUCCCUCACGUCCGUGACUCUCUUGUCCAGCCUCAGGAGAGAAAGAGGAUGAAGAAAGUAUGGGACAGAGCAGUUUCGUUCCUCUCUGCGAAUGAGUCCCGCAUCCGGACAGAGAAGCAGAGGAUUGGAGGGGCGGAUUUCAUGGUGUGGCGGUGGCUUCAGCCCUCAAUGUCACCUGAUAAGAUGUGCAACAUGCCCUCCAAAGUGUGGCAAGGCCAAGCGUUUCCGCUGGACCGAAGAAAUUCGCCACCAAACAGCUUAACGCCAUGCUUGAAGAUUCGCAACAUGUUUGAUCCUGUAAUGGAAGUGGGGGAAAAUUGGCAUCUCGCCAUUCAAGAAGCCAUUUUGGAGAAGUGCAGUGAUAAUGAUGGAAUCGUUCACAUAGCUGUUGACAAAAACUCAAGAGAGGGCUGCGUUUAUGUGAAGUGCCUUUCAGCAGAGCAUUCUGGGAAGGCCUUCAAAGCGCUCCACGGCUCCUGGUUCGAUGGGAAGCUGGUGACAGUCAAGUACCUGCGCCUGGAUCGCUACCACCAGCGUUUCCCACAAGCCCUAGGCUCCAACACGCCUCUCAAACCCUCCAGCUCCAGCAUGAACAGCAUGUCUCGCCUGAACCAGCGCUCCAGCACGUCCAGCUUGAAGGACACGUUCUCCUGAAGGACAUGCAGGACGGCCACCAACCAUCCUCUCUGCUCUUUCUCUUUCACCGUAAAACGAAAAGCUCCUAGCCAGAGAGAAACGCGUUCAGGAGCAGUCGGGCGACUAAGGACGCCCAAUCAGUUUUGUCAGCCAUAUGCAAGCAAUGGUGGUUAAACCUGUGAGCUGCUGUGUUUUAGUUUCUAAUCUUUCUCUGUCCGUCGGAGUCAAGGCAGACACUGUGGCGUAAAUCAGUGGAAAAGAGAGCAUUGUUUGGUCCGGAUGAGAACUUUUAGGACACAAUCCUUCUCAUAUCUGGUGCAAAUGGACACAAAUUUCUGGUUAUUUGAUGUAUUUUUUUUUUUAUAUUUUAAAUAUACCGUCUUUAUGGAUUCAAUAACAAAAUGGCUUCCAACUUUAAAUCUUACACACUCACACACACACACACAAAUGAAAGUUUUCCGGCCUCUGCUUCUUUUUGUUUUUUGUUUUGUUUUUUUACACGUAACUAACUCCCCUCCUUAAUUCCAAGGAGCUCUGUUGGGCUAUACAUAGCUGCAUGUGCUGGUUAAAGUAUGCCUAUAUUUAAGCUUUGAAUUGUAUCAUAUAUUGUGGAUGUUUAUUUCCCUGAGGAUGUUUUUUUUAGCAGAUGUAUUCCAUUUAAUUAUUAUAAUUUUUUUUUUUGUUUUUGUUUUUUCGGGCCUUUCUUUUGUAGUUUUUAGUCCAAGAACGGCAUGCAGACACACUCUGAAAAAAAAGAGUGCUGUAAAUAUCUAAUUGAAUGGUGGUGGUGCUGGUGGUGGUGGUUGAAAUCAUCUGUAUGAAAUUGAAAUCGUCAUAAGCUCUCGUUUGUUUCUUGCCAACGGAAUAACUACACUGCUGCAUUCAGAGACGCGUGUCAUGUGGAGAGUCUACAUGCCAUUCGAUGCCAUGUUUCUGAACACUAGUCUUAAUUGUCACAGCCUGAUUGUAUUCAAGUAUAUAAUUAUUUACUGUUGUUUUUGUUUGUAUUUUAAAGGUUAUGCUUUUCCCGUUAAUUGGUGGUGCAGAUGGAUGUUCUUUUUUUCUUUUCGUUCAUCUCCCCUUUACCCAUUACUUGGCAAUUUUAAACGCCAUGCAAUUGCUGUAUUUAAUCUGUUCCUGACCCUUCUAAAUUUCCAAAAGAGACUUUUUUUUUUGUUUUUUUUUGAUGGAAGUUUUUCUUGUACACACUCGUGCGCAGCCUGAUCGGCGACCUAAUUGUAAUUUGUACGGAGACACUCAUUAACAGAGCAUGUCAUGCUGCGUUCAUGUCUAUUUUGGAUCACAGAAAGAUUUAUCAGCUUUUGUUUAGAUGCAGUUUGGGUUGAUAUGAGGUAAAUAAAAUGUACUUGUUUAUUA